GCCUCUGGCAUCCUGGAAGGAUGGCGGUGCUGCUCUGGGGUCUGCUGCUGCUCUGCCUGUCUGCUCUGCACCACCGCCCAUGGUGCCCUUUGGCAUAUGCCCUGGAGAUGGAUUUUACCCCUUCACUUCACCAGGACAGCUCUCAGGGGCACGAAGCGACUGGAACCUCAGGGCAGGACCUGCAGCCCACUGUCACCAGCGUUACUUUGCCUGCAGCUGUGUCAACCCUGUCGAACGCUGUAGUGUCAGACUCCACCAGUGACACCUGGGAGGACAUUCAUGGACCCACAUUACCACCCACCCCCACUACUACUACCACUACCACCACAGUGUGUAGAGACAAAUUCAUGAGCCCAGAGGGCGAGCCUGUGACUGGGACAGUGGGAAGUCAUGAACAAGUGCUGGAAGGACAAGAAGUGGAUUCCUCUGAAGAGGAGGAAAAUCAUGAAGAAAGCAACUGCAACAUAUCUCAGGAAAGAAUGAGGAAGCUAGCAGAUGGCUUGAUGAAAUUCACCGCUGAUCUCCUGCAAGAGGUCGAGUGGGAGAACAGCCAACCCAACAUGGUCCUCUCUCCCCUCAGCAUCACCCUGGCGCUGUCCCACCUGGCACUAGGAGCAGAAAACCAGACGGAGAAGCAUCUGCUGGAGGCGAUGCACCUGAAGUCAGUGCCCUGCCUCCACCACACACUAAGCAGCAUCCGCAGCGUGCUCACAGAGUCCAUGCUCAGCGUGGCUUCCCAGUUGUAUCUGCAGAAAGGACUUGAGGUUAAAGAGAAAUUUCUGGAGAACUCGGAGAGAUUCUACGGAGCGAAGCCUGUGACCCUGUCUGGAAACAAGGAGGAUGAUCUCAUAGCCAUAAACAAAUGGGUAAAGGAGGUGACAAAGGGGCAUAUCUCCUCCUUCCUGUCUCAGCUCCCCGAUAGCAUGGUGAUGCUCUUGCUCAACGCUGUCUACUUCCGAGGAUUUUGGAGGAACAAGUUUGAUGCCAGCCUGACAGGUCCAGAUAUGUUCCACCUUAAUGAUGAGUUCAUGGUCCCUGUGGAGAUGAUGAAAGCCCCGAAAUACUCCCUGAGUUGGUUUACACUGGACUCUCUGGAAAUGCAGGUGGCCAGGUUUCCCUUUAAGGGCAACAUGAGUUUUGUAGCCAUUGUCCCAAACCAGUUUGGGUGGAAUGUCUCGGAGGUGCUGCAGAACGUCAGCCAUGACAAGCUUCGUGGCCGCUUUCCCAAAGAGAAGCCCACCCUGGUGAAGAUGCCCAAAAUGCACGUAGAUUACAAGCUGGAGCUCAACGAAGUCCUCAGCAGACUAGGCCUCAAGGAGUUAUUUUCAGCCCCUGAUCUACGCAAGAUCACCGAUGAGCCUCUCCUGGUGUCAAGCAUCCAGCACCAGUCUACCUUGGAGCUGGCAGAGGAAGGGGUGGAGGCAUCAGCUGCCACCAGCAUUAUGCUGUCACGGUCACUGUCCACUUUUAGCCUUGACCGACCCUUUCUCUUCAUCAUCUUUGAGGAGACAAUGGGCAUCCCCCUCUUUGUGGGCAAAAUCCAGAACCCCAACCCCAGCGCUGCCCAGCAGAGGAAAGAGCCGGAAGACGUGUCUGAUGUGAAAUCUGGCCUCAAAGACUCCCCCCCCAAAUAAGGGACUCCUGGGACUGCUGCCUCUUGGACCCUCUGUACUAGCCAAGGGAGGCCUCUCCUGCUGGGGCUUCCUCUAAGGGCCUUCUCUGCUCCGGUCCUCGGAGGCAGCCCCUCCCUGGUUUCUUAUAGACCCCUCUAGCAGUCCCCUGUGCCAGCCCUGAGAAGCUCAGUCUGCUUAGAUUCACUUUCCAGAGGCCUCAGCGCUGAAGGGAGGCUUCCUCCUGCCUGGACUCUCGUCAGACACUGAGCCUUUGCCUCAGAGGACCACUCAUUUCGCAUCCCUGCGAGGAGGCCUCUCUGGGCCACCCCUACAGGGCUGACCCAGGGGGCUUGCCUCUCCUUGCCUUACUUCUGCCCGAGUGCCCGCUGCUGCGCAGGCCUGCCCCUCGGCACUGCUCUCGAGCAGCAGCCCUGCUACCCGCGAGGUCUAGUAUCAUUCUGACAACCUGGACAACAGAGAGGUCAAGGCUGCCUCUCCCCGAGCCCCCCACAUCCUCCUCUCGGGGCAGUCAGUAACAUCUGCACUUGCGAGACAAACAGCAGCUACGUCAGAUGGGUUAGCAGCAGUCUUCUCCCUGGGAGUGAGUCACAGCCACGUCCCCGCCUGAAGUUUCUUUAAGCAACCCUGCCCUGGCCCUGUCGGAUGGGGCCUUGGUGUGGGAAGGCAAGCAGGCAGGUGACUUUCCUUCUGUCCUCGCCACCAGCCUUCUGUCUGGAAAACGCUUCUGUGUCUGGGGACUUGGGCCACACUGGAUUUUUGAGGCAUCUUUUGUAAAGUGUUUUUUAGUAAUUUUAUGUUAGCAGACUAAUAAACAUGUGAAGCAGAA
Molecule: messenger RNA, 2460 nt
Organism: Alligator mississippiensis (American alligator)
Lineage: Eukaryota; Metazoa; Chordata; Crocodylia; Alligatoridae
Gene: SERPINF2
Product: serpin family F member 2
Exons: 8
Coding region: 21-1634 (537 amino acids)
Biological process (GO): negative regulation of fibrinolysis; negative regulation of endopeptidase activity
Molecular function (GO): serine-type endopeptidase inhibitor activity
Source: RefSeq, a predicted model, not a curated record